CUAGGCCCAAAUACAUUAUCCCCUCCCUUCCAAAUCAAUCCCAUCCACCGAGGCUACAGAGAUAAUAAUCCCCCAAAAAAUAAUCUGUCUCUGCAUCAGCUGUUCUACGGUUGCGAACCCUAAAUUCACAAUUAUUAUAUCAGUGCGGAAUGUCAUCAGUUUCCAGUCAACCGCAGUUUCGGUACACCCAACCUCCGUCGAAGGUUCUCCAUUUAAGGAACUUGCCAUGGGAAUGUACCGAAGAGGAGUUAGUCGAGCUGGGGAAGCCAUUUGGGAAGGUUGUCAACACAAAGUGUAAUGUUGGAGCAAAUAGGAACCAAGCUUUUAUUGAGUUUGCGGAACUUAAUCAAGCUAUUGCUAUGAUAUCGUAUUACGCAUCAUCAUCUGAGCCUGCUCAGGUACGAGGGAAAACCGUCUACCUACAAUAUUCAAACAGGCAAGAAAUAGUGAACAACAAGACUACUGCAGAUGUUGCUGGAAAUGUACUCUUGGUAACAAUUGAGGGAAAUGAUGCGCGUCUUGUCAGUAUUGAUGUGCUACACUUGGUAUUUUCAGCCUUCGGGUUUGUUCAUAAAAUUACUACUUUUGAGAAGACUGCUGGGUUUCAGGCUCUGGUGCAAUUUUCAGAUUCAGAGACUGCGACUGCUGCCAAGGAUGCCCUUGAUGGGAGAAGCAUUCCAAGUUAUUUGAUUCCAGAGCUGGGGCCGUGUUCUCUUAGAAUAACAUAUUCUGCGCAUACAGACUUGAGUGUAAAAUUCCAGAGCCAUCGUAGUAGGGACUACACCAACCCUAUGCUCCCUGUUGCUCCGUCAGCUAUAGACGCAAGUGGUCAGUUUAGUGUAGGAGUUGAUGGGAAAAAAAUGGAGCCUGAGAGCAACGUUUUACUUGCUUCCAUCGAGAACAUGCAAUAUGCAGUUACCUUAGAUGUCUUACAAACGGUCUUUUCAUCAUUUGGGCCUGUCCUAAAAAUUGCCAUGUUCGACAAAAAUGGUGGUCUUCAAGCAUUGAUCCAGUAUCCAGAUGUGCAGACCGCUGUCGUUGCAAAGGAGGCUUUAGAAGGACAUUGCAUAUACGACGGAGGAUACUGCAAGCUUCACAUCUCAUAUUCUCGCCACACUGAUCUUAGUAUAAAGGUUAAUAAUGAUAGAAGCAGAGACUUCACCAUCCCAAAUACUCCAGUCCUAAACUCUCAACCCUCAGUUUUAGGACAACAACCAUAUGCCGGAGGCCCAGGCGGUCCUGCUUACAACGGAACACAAUAUGCUCCAGGUCCUGAUCCUCAUGCAACGGGCUGGAACCCAGCGAUGCCUCAGCAAAUGCACAACUACCCUUAUGGAGGCCCCCCACCAAUGGGCCAAGGGGCAGUACCACCUCACCUCCAAAAUGGGCAACCACACUCGUCUCCGAUGCGCCCCUAUCAUCAUCAAUAGCAUGGUUAGUAAAUUGUGGUGCAAGAUCGCGAGAGCUCCAAGCAAUCUUUAUCUGGACAUGGUGGUACUGUACUGUUUUGCAUAUCCAUGGAGUUACUUAAAAAGCAAGAUUCUGCCUUGAUGGCUGGUGUUCCAUGGAAUGUUGACUAUCGUUUUUCUUUGAGUUUUUUUGUUUGUCGAGUUUGUCUUGUAAUGUCUAUUGAUGCACAUCUUAGUUCAACUAAAUAUAAAUUCAAAAGAGCAAGUGCAGUUUGGGAUGGUAA
This is a messenger RNA of Salvia hispanica, 1693 nucleotides long. RefSeq names its product polypyrimidine tract-binding protein 2 (gene PTB2). The record is from RefSeq and is a predicted model, not a curated record. Gene Ontology annotation, molecular function: RNA binding. NCBI's taxonomy places the organism in Eukaryota, Viridiplantae, Streptophyta, Magnoliopsida, Lamiales, Lamiaceae.